Carica papaya (papaya) is the source of this 919-nucleotide messenger RNA. RefSeq names its product transmembrane emp24 domain-containing protein p24delta3-like. The record is from RefSeq and is a predicted model, not a curated record. Lineage: Eukaryota; Viridiplantae; Streptophyta; Magnoliopsida; Brassicales; Caricaceae.
AUACCUUCUUCACCGAUCUCGACAAGUCACGGAGUACACAUCACAAGGAAACCAGAGCCGGAACAAGGGAGGGAGAGGUGUACGACAGAUGGGGAAGAGGAAAGGAGAAAUGAUGUACACGUUCUUGUUAUUCUUGACCACGUCGGCCAUGGUCAGCGAAGCCAUCUGGUUAAAUCUUCCGUCUUCUGGAACCAAGUGCGUCUCCGAGGAAAUCCAGAACAACGUCGUCGUUUUGGCCGACUAUCUCGUUAUCUCUGAGGAUCAUUCCUUCCUCCCUAGCAUCUCCAUCAAGGUGACAUCUCCAUAUGGGAACACACUUCAUCACAGAGAAAAUGUGACUCAUGGUCAAUUUGCAUUCACUACCCAAGAGGCCGGGAACUACCUGGCAUGUUUUUGGGCUGAUGGUCACAACCAUGGGGCUGGGGAUAUAAGCAUUAACAUUGACUGGAAAACUGGUAUUGCAGCUAAGGAUUGGGAUUCAGUUGCCAAGAAAGAGAAGAUUGAGGGUGUUGAGCUUGAACUGAGGAAACUUGAAGGAGCUGUAGAGGCCAUUCAUGAAAAUUUACUUUAUCUCAAAACCAGAGAAGCGGAGAUGAGGACCGUGAGUGAGAAAACAAAUGCCAGAGUAGCAUGGUUUAGUAUCAUGUCUCUGGGCAUCUGCAUUGUGGUUUCAGUUGUACAGAUCCUGUACUUGAAGCGAUUUUUCCAAAAGAAGAAGCUUAUCUAGGUUGCUAGCAGUUAAAAUUAUGAUUAUUAGUUAAAAGAACAGAUAGUUGGAAAAAAAUCGAGUACUUUCUUUUUCUUUUUUCUUUUUUUAACUUUUUGAUUACAUAUCGCAUGCCACGACAAGAAUUUUUGAUACAGUUAACAGAAAACCCAGCACAUUCAUGCCAAUCAAGAAAAAGUUUAUGUUCAGUUU